GUCACGCCAGGAAGCCCCGCCCAUUAGGCUUUUGAGUCCUUCCAUCUCUAAAACAAAAACAUGCCGAAAGCACAGCUAAAGCCGUUUAAAGUGAGGCGAGCCGGAGAAGCUAAAAAAGUCGGUGUGGCGGCGUUUACCCUGAAAGAGUUGAUCAAGAAAGCAUGCGGUUUGCUUCAGAUGUCUGCGGCGAAGGUACAGUGUUGUUUGUAUGACGACGGGACAGUAGUGACAGAAGAUUAUUUUCUAUAUCUUCCCAAUAACACUGAGUUAGUUCUACUUCCGGAUGGACAGAGCUGGAACGGAAGUGAGUUAAUGAUAUAUGACCUCAGCCAGAUCCUCGGGCUGGACAGACACUCAGAAGAGCUGAUCACUGCAGCGCAACAGCUACUGACCGAUGAGCAUUCAGCUAAAAGGAGAAAAAUCCUCACUGAACUCCUGUGUAAUCUGAAAGAUAAUGCAGAGCUGGAGAAUAGAGAUGAUGAUCAGGACUGGUUUGAAGGGCUUGACGUAAGAUUUAAGACGAAGUCAUCAUACAUGAAGUAUAACUGUGAGCAAAGAAUACGGUCAUACUUGAAAGAGGUGGACAGUCAUGCUCGCACUAUUUCGAACACUAGGCAGAAAGGUGAAUAUCAGAAGGUGGCAGCCAGCAUGGCCGAAAAGCUGAAAUCCAUGCGUUAUCAUGGCAGUUACUUUGACAGGACAGAGAAGGAGCUCCAUCGACUGUGCACUAAAGAGGGCUGGUUCUCCUGCCAGGGUGCCUUUAAUCUGGACCGGUGUGAAUCUCUCCACUCAAUAAACCCAUAUGGUAACCGUGAGAGUAGAAUCCUUUUCAGCACCUGGAAUCUGGACCACAGGAUUGAGAAGAAGAGAACCAUCAUACCCACUCUGGUCAAUGCGCUUCAAGGUAAAAAGAGCAGUGAUAUAAACCUGGACUAUUUCUACAAGCUGCUAUUCACAAGAGAAAAUCUCAAGCUGGUUCACAUCGUCUGCCACAAGAAAGGAGCUCAUGAUCUAACAUGUGAUUCACACCAAGUGUACAGAAGAGUUAAAAGGAAGUGAAGCAGAUAGUGGUUACAUUAUGACUAGAGUUGCCCUAGAUAACUCAGGAGAAUUGUGAUUUUUCUAUCCAGUGGAAAAGUGGGGUUUUUUUUUUUAAUGAUUUUCCUAAUGUUUUUAGAUGUGAUUUUAGAUUUCCCCAAGUGAUCUUGUUAAAAAAAAAAUUAUAUAUAUAUAUAUAUAUAUAUAUAUAUACACACACACUUAUUUUUCAAUGUACAUUUUUUAAAAUAUUCAUUUUUAAAAUGUGGAAUUAAGGAAUAGUCUUUGUGAUUUUAUGAACGAUAACCAAACAAUCUUGGCCAAACUUUCUUUUGCACACUCGUUUUUAGGAAAGGUUUGCUAAUUUAACAUUUUUGUGCAUUAUGUGUGAAAGAUUCAUUGUGUCAGUCCCCUUUGUGUUUUGCUUAUUUAAUUUUAUGAAAUUCAUGUUUUCUACGGGCGGCACGGUGGUGUAGUGGUUAGCACUGUCGCCUCACAGCAAGAAGGUCCGGGUUCGAGCCCCGUGGCCGGCGAGGGCCUUUCUGUGUGGAGUUUGCAUGUUCUCCCCGUGUCCGCGUGGGUUUCCUCCGGGUGCUCUGGUUUCCCCCACAGUCCAAAAACGUGCAGGUUAGGUUAACUGAUGACUCUAAAUUGACCGUAGGUGUGAAUGUGAGUGUGAAUGGUUGUCUGUGUCUAUGUGUCAGCCCUGUGAUGACCUGGCGACUUGUCCAGGGUGUACCCCGCCUUUCACCCGUAGUCAGCUGGGAUAGGCUCCAGCUUGCCUGCGACCCUGUAGAAGGAUAAAGCGGCUAGAGAUAAUGAGAUGAGAUGUUAUCUACAUUAGUUGGUACCAGAAUGAAAUUAAUUAUAUUUUUUAUUGAUUUAUUUUUUAAUAAAGUUUAAUGAAACCAAAUAAUACUGGUUCUGUUUCAACUGUCAGCUCAACAAAACAGCAGAGUGAGCCAAAUAUUCAGAAAAAUAUUGUUUAAAAACCCACUGAAAUGUAUAAUGGCGCUGAAAAUUUGUAUUUGAAUAGGUGUCUUUCAGGAACCAGGUUUAGUUAGAAUAAGUUUCAUUAGACACACAGGCCCUUUCAUAAACCACAACAAUUCCAUUUAAUUUCAUGCUGUUUUUAAAAUCAAUAAACAUUUACUUUGUAUGGACGGAGAAUUGUAGAUUUCAAAAUGUGAAGUAGCGUAAUGCAGAAUGUGCUUAACAUUUCAAAUAUUAAUAUUUUAUAAACAAAGCAUUUGGUAACAACAUUAGCAUGUAAAGAUUUUUCUUUUUGAUACAAAAAUAGACAUUGUUGUAAACCAAGACAAAUAAGAAUUUUACCUAAAAAUUUAUACAGACAAGUGAGUAUAAAAUUUUACAAGUCACAUCUUUGUAUAUAAAGUUAGUGCAAAUGCUUCAUACAACACAACUACAUAUAGAAUACACACACACGCGCGCGCACUAUGAACGAGUGUGUCCAAACUUCUGACUGGUACUGUGUGUAUAAAUACCAGUCAAAAGUUUGGAAACACCUUCUAAUUCAAGGAUUUUUCUUUAUUUUUUUUAUUAAAAGUCACUUCAUGUCUUAA
This is a messenger RNA of Neoarius graeffei (lesser salmon catfish), 2621 nucleotides long. It is a transcript of the gene dffb, whose product is annotated as DNA fragmentation factor, beta polypeptide (caspase-activated DNase). The transcript has 7 exons. Gene Ontology annotation, cellular component: nucleus; cytoplasm. The record is from RefSeq and is a predicted model, not a curated record. Gene Ontology annotation, molecular function: DNA endonuclease activity. The coding region runs from base 61 to 1059 and encodes 332 amino acids. Gene Ontology annotation, biological process: apoptotic DNA fragmentation; apoptotic process. NCBI's taxonomy places the organism in Eukaryota, Metazoa, Chordata, Actinopteri, Siluriformes, Ariidae.